AGGACACCGCAGAUUUGGUAGAUGUGCAUGGAAUGUGUCGUGUUCCGGCCAGCGUUGGGUAACGAGCGGGGAAAGGAGUGAGUGAGUGGAAGCGUGAUACACAGCACCACCGGAUAGUGGUUGUAUCGUCCUCGAACCGUCACGCUCGCGCUUAAACUGUGCGUUUUUCUACGGUGCGUGCGUGUGCGCUGGUGGUUGUGCUGGUUAUAGUUUCUGUAUCUGAUUGGUGCUUCGUGAAGAACCGCGUUGAGUGUUCUUAACAGGCAGGUCUACGAUAUCCAACUGCCUUCAGCUCACAGGAAAUGACAAGGAAUCGUUCAUCGGUCUAACGUGUCCCCGGGUUCGUCGCUUAUCAGCAGUGCACCGUGCAGUCGUUGAAGUCUUUCCUUCUUCUUUGUUGCACAAAGCGUAUCACGAGAGUGCUGCUUAGCGUAAGUAGCCGUCAAAGUGUGUUUAUUGUUCGUGUACCGUGAGUGAGUGUAAAAAUUUGGAGGAUCAGUAGCGGUGGAGCGGAAAAAAGUGAUAAAUAAUAUGAAUAGUGAAGUAUAAAUGCAACAACGGUGACGUAGAGCCCGGAGCUCGAGAAACGCGAAUGCUGCGUUGCUGAAAUACAAAAGAAGCUGAACGGAGCUGAGUGCAAUCAAGGUGCAACGCGGAAAUAAAGUGCAAUCGUGGUGAAGGAGCGAAAUUAAAGGUAAAAAUAAGCGCCAACCAAUAUACCGUGUACGCGCCUUUAGGGCGAGUGCCGUUUGUGCCAGUGUGCGGUGUGGAUUUGCAAUGAAAGGUGGAUUAUACGGAGCUAAGCUACUGCAGAGGCGGGAAACGAUAGAUUAAAUCAGCGAGCGUCUCGUGUCACCGUCAGCGAUCGCUGCCGGGGAUAAACAUCAAGUUCCGGCACACGGCACGGCAGUAGACAAAAGCCACAACUCGACCAUGUCCCGCUGAUGCAGCUCUGUGGCGAUUAACAGCAAAGUGUGCCAAACCGAAACCGCCAGGAAACGACAAAGUUGAAUCGAAACUUUCCGUGCCAAUUUUACAACGAAACAGUGCAAUAGACGCAAACGAAGCACGAAGACAUAAUGUCUGCAUCGCCUGAAAUGCAUCAUCAACAUCAACAGCUUCAACAGGAAGCACCGCUAUCGGGCGAUAUGAAGCCGACUAAUGCCGAAGGAACUCCUCCGCCAGAGCUCGCCACUAUGACAACUGUAAGCGUGCUGGAUCUGCACAAGGAUUACAAUGGUGGUGCCGGAGUAAGUCCAAAUGGAACGGCCACCGGUGCCGGCACAGUGACUUCACCACACAUUGUUCAUGAUGGUGCCACCGAUAUGAGUCUGCCGGAUGAUGGAACGACGGAGAAAGUGUAUGAUAAGGAGACAAACACGGUAUAUGUCUAUACCACAGCUGCUGGGGCGGCAGGACAUAAGCUGGCUGCGAAUGCACAUCAUCAUCAGCUGACUACUAUCGUACACGGUCAGCAGCAGCAACAGCAGCAGCAAAUGCACUCACCCGAUCAGAUGCAUCCGAGCGAACAUCAUGCAGUCGCCGAACAAAAUCUGCUCCAUGCUCGGCUGAUCCAGCAACAGCAACAGUCAGCGGAUGAGCAACAGCACUUGCAGCGGAUGUCUCCUGGUGAGCAACAUCAGCAGCAUCACCAGCAACAUCAGCAAGUGCACCCGGACGACGGUGCUAUCAUCGAUGGGCAUCGUUUGUUGCCGGCGACAAUAAACGGCAACGACGGUGGUUCAGGUGAUCCGCAACACCAUCAUCACCAUCACAUUGGCCGAAUGUCGCCCGAGGAGCAGCAGGGCGGUGUACGGUUGCUCGAGGACAGUCACAUUCAGCGGCUGCUCGGCAAUCAGGAAAUUAUCAGUCGAGACAUCAUAAACGGUGAACAUCACAUCAUAACGCGCAACGAGAACGGUGAGACGAUCCUGACACGCAUUGCCAUCUCCACCGCCGACCAGCUACUGAACCGGAUGGACAAUAGUAUCAUCUACACGACGACCAGCGGUGCCGGUGGUGGUACCGGUGCGGUCGGUGUAGGGCCACAGGAGCAGCUGCCGACCACGGUGCUGCAGUACGAGAAGGACGUGGAGGACAAGCAUCAGCAGCCACAGCAGCAGCACCAUGGCCAUCCGCACGGUGCUCAUGCGCAUCAACCGCAGACGAUCUACGCUACGGCCGGUGGACCGCCGGACCAGACCCAGACGAAGCAGAUCGUGUACACGCUCGGUGGCGGUGAACCGAAGAACGUUAUCUAUGGUGAUCCGAAGGCGGCUAUGCCACAUUUUGAGACGGUUCCGGGAGCCGGCGGUGGUGGUAGCGGUGGUGGCAGUGGACCCGGAUCGGGCGAAGAAGAUAAACCUCAGAUCGACUACGUUUACAAUGAGGGCAACAAAACGGUGAUCUACACCGACCAGAAGGGGCUGGAAAGUUUGUACGCAAACAAUGAGCUCGGCUUGAUCGAUGGUACGCAGAUUGUGGUGCAGGGCAAUCUGCAGUACACGCAGCAGCAGGGACCGGACGGUACGACGGUGUACGUGGUGUCCUCGGAUAUGAACCCGGAAGAUAUUAGCGGCCUUCAGCAAAGCACAAACGCGGGCGCCAAGCUUAAUGGACAGACACUGCAAGCAAUGGAUCUGCUCCUUGGUGCGCAUCCAUCAACACAAGCGAUCAACGUGAAGCGUGAACCGGAAGAUUUGCGCAAGGAGCCGAAAAACCCGCGCAGCCAGAAGGUAUCGUCGCCUUCGGUGCACAUUAAAGAACCUCCACCCAGCCCUGGAAGUCCUUCAACGGAAACCAUGUAUGCUGCCCCCGGCAGCACGCAGAUCUACCUGCAGGGUCCUUCCCACCAGAAUAGUACAGCGGCAACGGCAAGCUCCAAUGUGAAUACUAAUUCGCCCAGUCCCAGCUCUUACGCUCAGUAUGACAUGUAUCCGCCGAAUAGACUUGGCCCUGGUGGGUCAACGUUCAUCACAGAACCGUACACGUACCGUGAAUAUUUCGACAACCAGGGUUACGCACCGGCCCGGACCAUCUACGGUACGGCACCCGACUCCGAAGGUCCGCAGCCAGCCACUACGUACGAGGGUCGCUUCACAAAGACCGGUUCGAUCUACACCAAGACGAUCACGUCGGCCGGCCUAACGGUGGAUCUGCCGAGCCCGGAUUCGGGCAUCGGUGCGGAUGCGAUUACGCCGCGCGACCAGAACAACGUCCAGCAGCAGUUUGACUAUACGGAACCGUGCCAGGCACCGAUCGGUAUGGUCGAUCCGAACGCCGCCGGCCAUAUACCCGCCUGCGUGGCCAAUCUGCAGCGCAAUCUAACGAUCAACGGUAGCCAACCGAGUCCGACCACAUCGUUGGGCGGUUCGUCGACGGCGGCCGCUGUUGCGGGGCCCGGCGCUGCGACGGCACCCCGUUCCCGACCCUGGCACGACUUUGGUCGACAGAAUGAUGCUGACAAAGUUCAGAUACCAAAAAUAUAUACGGACGUUGGCUUCAAAUACUAUCUGGAAAGCCCGAUCAGCUCGUCCCAGCGCCGGGAAGACGAUCGGAUAACGUACAUCAACAAAGGACAGUUCUACGGCAUUACGCUCGAGUAUGUGCACGAUCCGGACAAGCCGCUUAAAAAUCAAACCGUCAAGAGCGUCAUCAUGCUGCUGUUCCGCGAGGAGAAAAGCCCGGAGGAUGAAAUUAAAGCCUGGCAGUUCUGGCACAGUCGGCAGCAUUCGGUAAAGCAGAGAAUAUUAGAUGCCGAUACGAAAAACUCCGUCGGUUUGGCCGGUUGCAUCGAGGAAGUAUCGCACAACGCAAUCGCCGUGUACUGGAAUCCUCUCGAGAGCUCCGCCAAGAUCAACGUCGCCGUCCAGUGUCUGAGUACGGAUUUCAGCAGUCAAAAGGGUGUUAAGGGCUUACCGCUGCACCUUCAAAUCGAUACGUUCGAAGAUCCCCGCGAUACGAGCGUUUUCCAUCGGGGUUACUGUCAAAUCAAAGUCUUUUGUGAUAAGGGUGCCGAACGGAAGACACGCGAUGAAGAACGACGAGCAGCAAAGCGCAAGAUGACCGCCACUGGAAGGAAAAAGCUGGACGAACUGUAUCACCCGGUGGUCGAUCGAUCCGAGUUUUACGGUAUGAGCGAUCUAUUGAAACCGCCAGUCCUUUUCUCGCCCUCGGAGGACAUCGAUAAGCUAACAUCCAUGGAUAUGCAGUUCUACGGUCACGAUGCUGACUCUCUCUCCGGCACCUCCGACAACGUCAAGUCGCCCUUCCUGCUGCACGCCAACAAACCGGCCACACCAACGCUGAAGUUCCACAAUCACUUCCCACCGGACGUACCGACUGACAAAAAAGAUCCGAGCAUCAUCAUGGACGGUUCGCUGGUGGGAAAUUCGAUGGUCGACUUUACGCCACAAAUCAAACGUCAGCGAAUGACACCGCCGCUUAGUGAACGGGUUAUGUUGUACGUGCGCCAGGACAAUGAGGACGUCUAUACGCCCCUUCACGUCGUCCCACCUAGUACGGUCGGGUUGCUAAAUGCGAUUGAAAAUAAAUUCAAAAUUUCCUCGUUGAGAAUUAACACUAUUUAUCGCAAAAAUAAGAAAGGAAUUACGGCGAGAAUUGAUGACGACAUGAUCAGACACUACUGCAACGAGGACAUCUUCAUCCUGGAAGUCCAGCGGUACGAGGAGGACCUGUACGACAUCACGUUAACGGAGCUGCCAACGCACUAGAACGCCCGCACUCCCCCCUUGCUCGGUCCUCCACCGUCCCGGCGUCCGCAGUGCCAUACUAUUGUGCGCCAUUCUGCCUACACCAGCUCUCCGGAGUUUGGUGGGCUUAGUACAGACAUAUGACAGAAAUUGAAGAAUAUGCACACAUCUUGCCAUCGACGCAGCACGGGAAGCUGCCAUUGCCAACGUGCCAAAACAGCGCAUCAUACGCAGGCCUACACCCUUGGAAUAGGAUAUGACGCUGAAGUUUUCCCUUUUGCCUUCCCCCAGGGGGUACAAAUAGCGGGGGAUGAUCCGACGAGGGAAAGGCGAGAGGUCGUCAAGAGUGCCGAGACAAUUCGUUAAGUUUUCGCCAUAGCAAGUUUAUGGUUUAUGUAAGCGACCAAUGCGUGCGAAAGUUGGUGUUUUUUUUAUUAUCAUCUUUAAUUAAGAAGAACAUUGAAAUGAAUAAUCGUAACGCGAGUAAAAAUA
Messenger RNA from Anopheles moucheti, 5204 nucleotides. Its product is annotated as protein grainyhead-like. Gene Ontology annotation, biological process: regulation of transcription by RNA polymerase II. The record is from RefSeq and is a predicted model, not a curated record. NCBI's taxonomy places the organism in Eukaryota, Metazoa, Arthropoda, Insecta, Diptera, Culicidae. Bases 1080 to 4733 code for a protein of 1217 amino acids. The transcript is spliced from 17 exons. Gene Ontology annotation, cellular component: nucleus. Gene Ontology annotation, molecular function: DNA-binding transcription activator activity, RNA polymerase II-specific; RNA polymerase II cis-regulatory region sequence-specific DNA binding.